Protopterus annectens (West African lungfish) is the source of this 2840-nucleotide messenger RNA. RefSeq names its product E74 like ETS transcription factor 2 (gene ELF2). Gene Ontology annotation, molecular function: sequence-specific DNA binding; DNA-binding transcription factor activity, RNA polymerase II-specific. Gene Ontology annotation, cellular component: nucleus. NCBI's taxonomy places the organism in Eukaryota, Metazoa, Chordata, Ceratodontiformes, Protopteridae. Gene Ontology annotation, biological process: cell differentiation; regulation of transcription by RNA polymerase II. The record is from RefSeq and is a predicted model, not a curated record. The coding region runs from base 99 to 1685 and encodes 528 amino acids. The transcript has 7 exons.
GGUUUCUUGAGGGCUGCGGAGUGAUUUCUUUUUGCGUGCUUGCGUAAAACGUCUCCUUUCCCUUGUCAGUCAAUGUGAAGCUGCAGCUCCAGGAAAACAUGGCGACAUAUCUGCAUGAGGGACCCGAGAACCAGCUCGAUCUGCUCAUUAGAGCAGUCGAGGCAUCGGUGCAUGGAAGUAAUGCACACUGCAUUGACAAGACAAUCGAAGCUGCAGAAGCUUUGCUGCAUAUGGAUUCUCCAUCCAGCUUGAGGGACGAUCGGAGUCCUGUAGAGGUGUUUGUACCGCCUUGCGUGACAACUCCUGAAUUUAUUCAUGCUGCCAUGAGACCUGAUGUGAUUACUGAAACUGAGGUUGAGGUAUCAACAGAGGAGUCUGAUCCAAUGGACACAUCACCUGUGCCCACAAUGUCAGAACCUAUGAAAAAGAAAAAAGCGGGUCGGAAGCCAAAGAUAUCACAGCCAGCCAUUUCGAAUGGCUCCCCAGAAUUGGGUAUAAAGAAGAAACCUAGAGAGGGCAAAGGUAGCACAACUUACUUAUGGGAGUUUCUUUUAGAGCUGUUACAAGAUAAGGAAACUUGCCCUCGCUACAUCAAGUGGACUCAGCGGGAGAAAGGCAUCUUCAAACUUGUUGAUUCAAAGGCAGUUUCACGACUAUGGGGCAAACACAAGAACAAGCCAGACAUGAAUUAUGAAACUAUGGGAAGGGCAUUAAGGUACUAUUACCAAAGGGGAAUUCUUGCCAAGGUGGAGGGACAGCGGCUUGUGUAUCAGUUCAAAGAAAUGCCAAAAAACAUAGUAGUCAUAGAUGAUGACAAAAGUGAGUGUGGUGGUGAUGAAGUUCUAGCAACCUCACAAGACAAGUCAUCGGAGAGGAUUCCGACAUCUGCUGAAUACAUCACAAAAACUUCGACUGUGGUACGUGGAGGUAGAAAUGGUGGGCAGCUGAACACCACAAAAGUUGGAAAGACUGUUGCCAGAGUUGUGAACAUCACGUCAUCUGGGCAUAUCACAUCACCGCAGUCGCCGACCACUACUGUCCCAGCAGCGUCAGCUCCUAGGACGGUUCGUGUAGCAAUGCAAGUUCCUGUAGUGAUGUCUCUAGGUCAGAAGAUUUCCACCAUGGCUGUACAGUCUCUAAGUUCAGCAUCUCCUCUAAUGACUACCACAAGUCCAACUGUCACAUCACCUAAAGUGGUCAUCCAGACUAUCCCUACAGUACUGCCUAGUUCAUUGGAAAAUGGGGACCAGAUCACAGUGCAGCCUGCUAAAAUCAUCACCAUCCCAGCAACACAAUUUGCACAGUGUCAUUUGCAAGCCAAGCCAGGCUUGGGAAGCUCUGGCAGUAUCAAUAUUGUAGGAACUCCUUUAGCUGUAAGAGCACUUACACCGGUGUCCAUAACUCCUGGCACUUCUGUUAUGAGACUGGCUGUCCCAGCUCAGCACUCAGUAAGUCAAGGUACUGCUACCAGACUGUUGAAUGCUGUUGUUAAAGGACCAGAAGUUAAACAAGAGGGAUUGUUUGUUCAACAGGACAAUGAAGUAAAGACUCUGCGAUUAAUUAAAGAAGAAACUGGUAUUGAGGGAAAUAAGGCUGUGACGCAUGUAGUAGUAGUCAGUUCUCCGUCUCACAUCACACUUCCGGUUCCCAUAAAAACAGAAGGAACAGUUACUUGUGAAAAAUGAAGGACUUGGUAUGGCAGAGACUGCAUGAAUUUUGCAGACUGUUAUCAUUGGCAUCAAGUACUUUGUAUGUUGGGGGCAGUGAGUUUUUUUUUGAACUCGUGGAAACUGAAAAGUAAAACAAAAAAAAAAAAACUUUAAAGCUGUAUGGGUAAGUAGUUAACUGCUACAGUUUGGCAGGAGCCCCACAUAUUAAAUACUGACAUUGCAGCUGCCUCUUUGCAGAGAUAUCUGAAUGCACAGGGGCAAAAAUGAUUCUUUAAAAGGGACCAAGUAAUUCACUACAUAAUCACAUCACACUAAAUGCUUGGAGCACUACAUGAAAAGGUCAGGUAAAGAUAGUGAUGUGAGUGUAAAGUAUAAGAACUUUGACAAGUAGAAAAUGUGAUGUGUUUUCUUGCAUACCAGCAACUUACACUGUGAGCACAGUGGCCACUUGGUGCUAUGUUACCCACAAAAAUAGCAAAAAUGUGUAUAUCUCUUAUGGUUAAGAUAAGAAAUGGCUUGAACAGACUUUUUAAAAAGCAUGAAAAGACGAAGCAGAAGCAUAUUGUAUUAUAGCUCAAGAGCAUUUUUAACAGGAGCCUUAGACUGAGUUCAGUUUUCAUUUCUUGAAAUAAGCUAAACCAGCUGUUAAUGUAAAGUUAUUUUUAUGUAUUUUUAAAGGGGGGGCAACAUUGUACCUAGCACAGUAUUGUUAAAUAGUUAAUAUGUAACAUUUUGUAUUAUAGUUAACCUGUCAGGCUCUCCUUUUGUGGCAAAGAUGUAAGUGGCACUUGGCAUGUUUGCUAGAAAGUGUGCCUUUCUGCAUUGGCAUCUGUAUACAUUUCAGUUUUUGAUCUCUGGCACAAUUUGAAGGCACCCACAGCAUGAUUUCUUUGUCAGGUAGUUCUCAGACAUGUAACUUUUUUAUGUUUUGUUAUUUUUUAGUUACUAUUGAGGGAAAGAACCAGUGUUCAGAAUGAACUAUAAUAGUUUGUAUAUUCAACAUUUGAAGUAUAUUCUAUUUUGUUGUACUCUUGUUUCAAAGUGUAUUCAGGUAGAUUUUACUUGACUAUUAAACAUACACAGACUUUGUAUGUAAUUUUUGUAACCUUAUAUACUGUGAACCACAAGCUUGCAUUUAUGUAGAAAAUUAACAAAGAAAAAUUAAUAGUG